Molecule: messenger RNA, 44183 nt
Organism: Podarcis lilfordi (Lilford's wall lizard)
Lineage: Eukaryota; Metazoa; Chordata; Lepidosauria; Squamata; Lacertidae
Source: the annotation of a GenBank genome assembly
ACAGCCGGCAGCCCAGUCACGCGACCCGGAGUCAGCUGACCACCGGGCCGAAGGUGGCAGUUAAACCGCCGUCGCGAGGGGCGCCUCAGCGUCUUCCUGUCAGCGACCAUGUCGUCGUCGGCCGCUUCUCCUCCCGCGUCGUCCUCGGCGUCGUCCUCGUCGGGGGCGGCGGCGGAGGCUCCCCCCGGGGCUACGGCGGCUGCGGCGGCGGCGCUGCUGCUGUGGGAGCGAGCCUGGUCCCUGGAGGAGGUCCGAGCCGGGAGCCCGUGCUGGUCCUUGGCCGCCGACGCAGGGGUGAGAGGCCGGGGCCGCUGCCGGAUAAACGCGUCGUUAGGGGGCUGCUAGGCGUUUGCCACCCUCGCGGCGGCGGCGGCAACAGCGCUCCUGAGCGCGUGCAGAGAGCGCGGCCCGUGACCAGGGUGCCUGCGGAGGGCGGGGGGCGUUUCUGUCGUUCCCCUUGCCUCAAUGUAAAAUGCUACGUCCUGGGUUGAUAAAUAUUCGUCCAGUAUUUCAGGUCUCUCUCUCUCUCUUUGCAAAGUUAGGGGUCCUCUCCAAAAGCACGUGGUUUUUUGUUUUUUUAAGAUACAAUUUAUAAAUUUUAUAAUAACAACAACAACAAAACCAAAAUAACAUCAUAUCAAAAAUUUAACUCCUAUAUCUUAAUUGACUUCUCUCCAAUCCCAAUCCUGGUUCCAUUAUUUUAUACUAAUUCAUACACGUCUGUAGCAUCUUAUAUUCUUAACAGUCCAAUUUUAAAAUCUUACUCAUGUUGUUACAAGUGACUUUUAGAAGUUUGACUAAUGUAGAAACCUAUACACAAAGCUUGCAAUAUAUGCCUUAAGCAUUUUCCCAUUUUUUGAAAAACAACAUCCUUUUCUUGGGUUUCAAAUUGUGUAAUCCUGCAUAGUUCAUUAGUUUGUUUUGCCAAUCUUUUUCAUCUUCUUCGGCCAAAAGCAUGUGGUUUUUUUUUAAGGGGGUGUGAGAUGUCGUGUGUUUAAGCUCCAGAUAGCCAAGCACAAGAUUUGCGAAUUUGUGCGCAUGCGUGACAAAUUCCAGAGGGGCCAUCCUGUUAGGCUGCUCUAGGUUGUAAUGUAAUUGAUUGUUUUGAAGUCACUUCAGCGCCAGAUGAAAAGGAAAGAAAAGAAAAACCCAGCCCGCUCUAUGUUUUGCCAGAACAAAGGUGGCAAACCCUACUUGCCACUUCCUAUGCUUUAAAAGCCUUGGCCGCCUCGAUCAUGCCUAUAGGGAGAAGGGCACGACAUGCUCCAGGUAGCAGGCAUGCACUGCCAGAAGAAUAAGAGGAAUCGUAGAACUGUAGGGUUGUAAGGGACCCCGAAUCUCAACUAUAAAGCAUCCAUGACAGAUGGCCAUCCAACCUCUGCUUAAAAAUCUCCAAUGAAGGAGAGUCCACCACCUUCCAAGCAAGUCCCAUUUUGCUGUCGGAACAGAAGGAAGAAGUGGCUUGUGUCUUCCUUUCAGAAAUGAGCCGCCCUUCCGCUUGCGGUGGAGUUGCAAAAGUGGUGCGAUGUUAGUGCCCCACCUCUCUUCCUUAAGUGUGGUGGUGCCCAAAGACAGUUGGGAUGCCGAAUUGUGGCACUACCACCUGUGUAUUGUAUGUGUGGACAUUUGCAAGUCACCCAGGAGACGGACCCAGCCUUUCACCCCAUUGCUUUGUGCAUCAUAAGAGAUGAUCCCUUACACCCAUGGAAAGAAUGUGUGUGUGUGUGGCAAGCUCUGCCCACAUGGGCAUGGCCAGGGAGUUGCAGGGGGGCAGCUGCCACCCCCCAAAUCAAGUAGAAAAAUAAAAAUACUAAACUAACUGACCAUUCGUGUUGCUGAUAGUUUGGUUCUGCCCCCCACAACAAAAGUCCUGCAGCCCAUGCAUGCCCACCCCACUGUACCCAGCAGCCAUCUCCCCCACCGCCCACCCAGAGCUCUGAACAUAAUACUCCUCCUUGCAAGUCAUCCUGAUCUGAUGCUAUGCCAGAAGGAUAGCUAGCUGCCAGAUGUGUUGGUGGGAGUGGCAGGGUUGACCUAUGCAUCCCUGCAAGCAUGUACUUGUUUUUACAAUGUGUAUGGGAGUGGUGGUCAUCUGAACCCUCUUAAUGUCCGACGUGGGGUGUGGUAGGGUAUAAGAGCUCUUCCCAAUAGCCAUGUUCUGCCUGUGGAAUUCCUUGGGGAAAACAGCCUUGUAGGCCAAAUGGGCCUGUGAGCCAAGUUUGGCCUGUGGGCUGGAGGUUCCUCACACCUUCUAUAGUACAUAGAGCACCAUGAGCUUCAUCUUUGUUUAUUCCAGUUCAGAUUCUACUCUCAGUUCAUUCUCCAAAAAUAUGGUUGUUACACAGUCGGUAGUAUAUUUUUAGCUGCUUUCUAUAAACUGCCUGUAUUGCAUUUUUUAGUUGCUGGAUAGCAAGCUUAAUUAUUUUGUAGGAAGAACACUUUCCUGUUCUCCUUGUCUUACAUCAUUACUUCAGUUUCUAAGCUAUGGCUUAAAAGUCUGAGCAAGUGCAUAUUCUGUUUUUGUAGCUGUUGCGGUUUUUGCAAGAAUUCUCCCAGCAAACUAUCUCCAGGACACAUGAAAUCAAGAAGCAAAUGGACAGGCUGAUCCAUGAAACCAAAAGUGUAGAUUGCCGGCUGCACAAUGUCUUCAAUGGCUUCCUCAUGCUUUCAAAUACACAGUUCAUUGAAAAUGUGAGUGUGCAGUAAUUGAAUACUAUGAUAUGAACUGAGAUAUGCUUAAGCCAACUCUGGUGUAGUAUGAGAAGGCAUCAUAGAAGGAAGUGCUCGUAAUGAACACAAUAGUUCUAAUAGAUCUGAUUUGUGUGCCUAUCCCUUGCAACUCCAAGUACAAUAUCAUGUAAGCAUGUAAUUGAUUACUGGGUGCUUUUGAAUUCCAUAAUGCAAGGAUAGAUUCUUGCUCUCUGAGAUGUGUAAGAAAUGGAAUGCAAAUAUGAAAAAUGAGGAAUGGCUGACUUGUUGAACAGUAAAUUUUCAGAUUAUGCUAUAGCAUAACUAGUUUUAAGUGAAAGGGAGCCAAAGUACAGUGGUGCCCCGCAAGACGAAUGCCUCGCAAGACGAAAAACUCGCUAGACGAAAGGGUUUUUCGGUUUUGCGUUGCUUCGCUAGACGAAUUUCCCUAUGGGCUUGCUUCGCAAGACGAAAACGUCUUGCGCUUUUUUUUUAAAGCCGCUUGAAGAGGCGCAGUUGCGACGGACCAUGCUUCGCAAGACGAAAAAAUCGCAAGACGAAAAGACUCGCGGAACGAAUUCUUUUCGUCUUGCGAGGCACCACUGUACGUGGGUAAGGGGAGCUGAACACACCUCCAGACCACCAGAUUCACAACCCCCAGCUCCUUUCUUCACUAUCAUAUUUUCUACUUGGGGAUCAUGUACAUGAAGUAAAAUAAUCAUUUUAGGAGAGGGGCUAUGGGGGAGGGGGUAUUGUUUGUCCCUUUGGCUCUUUGGCUUGAAAGCUCCCCCCACCCACUUUAUCUGUGAUGGUGCAGGCUAAACAGAUGCCGUAAUCUUGUUUCAUUGGGCACUUGCUGUUCAGCUCUUCCAUUGAAAAGUAUUAAUAGUACAGGUAGCAUGGUGACUUGCCUUUGCUUGUGAAGGCUAUUUGUAUCAGAUACUGAAACUUAAUAAAAAAAGUUUGAAUUAAUUUUAUAGAGAGUGUAUGAUGAUGAAGUGGAAGAAACCAUAUCCAAACCUGAAGUGAGCGACAGGCCAGAACAGGCAAGUGGAUUACAUAAGAAUAUGUAAUAAUACAUAAGAAUAUGUAAUAUAUUGGUAAUUGUAACCUUUGAUAUUUAUUUGCAAUGCUGAAGAUUACAAAUUGAAAGUUCAGGGAAGGUGGGAGGAGGUAUUUAUCAAUGGCAGACUCUCCCCACACUUGCCAAAAAAUGAGUUCUGCUUUAAUCAUGGAGGAUUCAGAUGCAGAGGGCAGUGAUGGCUGGUAGGAAGCUUCUCCUCUGCAAGAGCAAAACUGCAAUAUUUGCAGGCCAUUGUUAUAUUUUGAGAGUAGUCAGUGUGUGUCAACCACCUCCUGCCUACCAGCUCCUACGUCCUCUCUGGAGCUGCCAAGCAAGCACAUUCAAUCUCUUUGAGGGCAUGCUCUGCCUCCUUACACCUCCCAAAUUACCUUUCUCUUUCCACCAUUCUCUUCCUUUCUCUGAGGUGGGGAGGGUGGGAGUCUGCUUGUUGAAAGGUUCAGGAGGAUGAGCUAUAGGUAACAUGGUUUCAGAGGGUGGUGUCCAUUGGUAUUUUGUUCCCCUCUCAGCUGCCCACUUCCUUCCUCUAAUGUGUAAUAAUGGAUUUCAUGUGCUUCAGGCACAGGUGAAUCAUUCCAUUUGAAAGCCUUCAGAUGAACGGUGUUCCUGAGCGCUAAAGAUCCUAUUUUUUAUGGCUUUCGUCUUCGAGAGAGACUGUAAUUCCAUCUUUGGCAUUUCCUGCCCUGUGUUGUGUUAUCAUUCUUGAGUGCAGUUUAAAAGGCAGACGUGUCAAAGACUGUGAAUUGUUUCAGGAUUGAAAUCAUCCCAUCCCCUCCCCAACAUGAUAUAUGAUAUACACACUCCACUCAUGCUCCCAGUUGUGUGGAUAGCUGGUGUGGAUAACUUAUCUGCACAAUCGCAAAUGGGGAAACAUCAGUUUUGAGAACCCAUGUGGAUUGCCCAUAACAUGCAUGAAGUUAUUUGUGUGGUGAGAAAGAGGGGUACCCACUUAACCACCACAUGGAAAUUCUCACCCCAGCAAAUGUCUAAACCUGGUCAUCAACUAAUCAAGCUGCAGUUAGAUAUAAUAAUUAUCACUCAAGCCAAGCAGUAGUUCUGCAGUUGGGUACUGUAAAUGUUAUUUGGGGUCCUUUUGUUUUUCACUUUUGUUGGGAAAAUGAGCGCACUUAAGUAGAGCUGCCAUCAAAGGCUGUUUGUACAGUGCAGAAUGUCCUCUUGCAAUCUAAGCCUAUUCAACUUGGCUUGAGUCUACUGAAUUGGCAAACUGCUGGCUUGUAGGCACAAUUCAAGCUGCCGCUUUUGAAUUUAAAAGCUCCAAGUUCUCUUUUUGUCCAUUACAAUCUUUUUACUUAUUAGAGAAGGACUGUUUUCAAGGACUGGCCCUAGUCCUGUAAAAUCUGCCUGUAUUUGAGUUAAAACUUGUUCAUUGUUGUUCCAGAGGGCAGGAUCAAUGGGCCAAAAUUCAAUGGAGGCAGAUUUUGACAAAAAAAUAGGAGAAACUUCCUAGUGUAAUAGCUGUUCAACAGAGAGGUAGUGAACUCUCCUUUACUGGAAGUAUUUAAAUAGAAACUAGAUAGCCAUCUGUCAGGAAUACUGUAGUUGCUUCCUGUAGAUUCUGCACUGAGACAAGAAUUGGACUAGAUCAGAGAUAGCCAAUGUAGUACCCUUGAGAAAUUGUUGGACUCCCAUCCUCCUUGACCACUGGCACUGCAUUGUCUACCCCUGGAGUAGAUGAUCUCCAAGGUACUUUGCAGUCCUGUGAUUCAAGAAAGCUUUUCUUUCCACCCCAUCUCUGUCUUUUAAAGUCAGUCUUGCCGUAUAUGCCUUAACCUUGUGUAUUUAGCCCAGGGUGGGGAAGUUGUAGUUCUCCUGAUGUUAUUGUACUAUAUUUCCUGUCAUCCUUGACUAUUGGCCAUGCUGGCUGGGGCUGAUGGGGAUUAAAGUCCAAAAAUAGCUGGAGGGUCACAGGUUCCCCUUUUCUGAUCCAGCCUCAUGAUUGUCAGUAUUGCUGCUCAUUACUGUCAAUUCUGAGUACUCGUCCCUUCCAUGUCUUGUAGGAAAUGACUAUUGGUGAUCAGGUUCUGUUGACUUCUUUUAUCAUGGUUAGUUAGUGCUGCAGUUUUAAGUUCAGCUUAUUUGUGUUUUUAUGAUUGGAUUAUUAUUGCUUUCAUAUUUGCUUUUUAUUUGUUAGGCACUUUAAGUGACUUCUUCAUGGAAGGGAAAAGGAGGGCUUUUUUUAAAAAAAAAAAAAAGUCCAGCUUUAUGAAGGCAUUCCGUUUAUUCAGGACAUUUUAGCUCCAUAUUUAGUAAUGCAGCCCAUUAAGAGUGGCCAAGCCAUGUUGACCAAAAUCCCAACUUUCCCCAUCACAUUUUUGAAAAAUGAGUAUAAUGGGAAAUUAACAAUGAAAUGUGUUUCUUUUGAUUCUAAAGGAGAAAACCCGUGAACAGAAAGAAGCCGAUCUGAUUCCCAAAAUCCAAGAAGCUGUGAAUUAUGGGCUGCAGGUGUUGGACAAUGCCUUUGAACAGCUGGACAUCAAAGCAGGGAACUCAGACUCUGAAGAAGAAACUAAUGAAAGGAUAGAACUAAUAUUGGAGCCAAAGGUAAUGUAACUUUGUCUCUAAAAGAGUAAAUUUACAAUGUUUUAAUUUCAGACUUUGCAGAGCAACUACACUUGAAGGAUGGAAAGUGGAAGAUACACAAUAGUGUGAGCGCUGCUUCUGAAAGGUGUUGCUGAUUAUCUGUCAGGGGUCCUUUACCUUUACCAUUUUUUAGCUGUAAAUACUGAUAGCCAUUCUCUUGUACCUUGGAAAAUAAGACAAUGGAGAAAUUGAUCUGGGUGCAUUUCUAAAUUUCAGUAACAUUAACUCUGAAAGCUCAUGACACAGUAAAGCAGGGGUGAGUAACCUCCUGCCUGUUGGCCACUCUUGACCGACCACGGGGUCCAGUUUGGCCUGUGAUGCCAUUCCCCCAAAAUCACACCCCCUCAUGUCAUUCUGACAGGUGUGAUGUUAACAGCAAGGGGAACUGGCAUGCACAGCAGAAGCAACAGGAUUUAAUCCCCUGCUCAUCAGUUUGAUGACCGUGGGGUUAAAUCCUGCUCAGAACCCUGCGGAGAGCAGGACUGAAGUCUCUACUUACAGGGUUACUGAGACAGAACCAUUGUGAAAUGCAGAAAAGUACAGAGAGUUAUUAGCAGUGACAAUUCACAAAAGAGUAGAUGACAGACAUCCAGGCAUUGGUGAGCCAUCAUUGCCAUAUACUUGAAGAUUGGCAAGUCCUCACUGUCUCCCUCAAACCUGCUGAACAAGUGAGUCUUGCUCUCACAUCCUGAACUAGAAGCAACAGCAGGCCUCCAUAAUAAUUUGGCUACAAUGUGUUAUAAAUGGUGGUGGAGGGGUGAAGAGUAUCAAGGCAGUGCUGUCUAUCUGUUAUUCUUCUUGCCUGAGCUGGUCCACCCUGCCAGUCUUCAUACACACACUCAGCACCUUCUCUGCAGAUGAAGACAGGAGAUGGAAUGUGAUAGUAGCUCAGCGACCAAAGAGGAAAGGGAACCUGUCCUCUUGGAGACUUAGCAGAAAGCAAGAAUUAUGGAAUCAUAGAAAUGUAGGAAGGGUCAACUCCCUACAGUUCAGGAAUAUGCAGCUGUCCCAUACGGGGAUCGAACCUGCAACCUUGGCAUUAUCAGCACCACAAAGAAGAGAGCCCUCUCCAAAGAGUCUGCACAGUGCUUAACUUCUGAAGCUUUUGGUCUUUCCUUUUAGCCCUAGGGAGCUGAUAUACAGUGGUACCUCGGGUUACAGAUGCUUAAGGUUACAGACUGCACUAACCCAGAAAUAGUACCUCGGGUUAAGAACUUUGCUUGAGGAUGAGAACAGAAAUCACGCUGCAGCAGCGGGAGGCCCCAUUAGCUAAAGUGGUACCUCAGGUUAAGAACGGACCACCCGAACAAAUUAAGUUCUUAACCCAAGGUACCACUGUACAUUACAGUUAGAAGGAAGAUCCCAAUUGGCAAUUAAUUCAGUGAGGCGCUCUCAUUCUUCCUUCUAUCCUUAUCUGCUAAGAUGAGACUCACCUGGAGGUAAUUUUGUACUCCGUGGUGGUGUCCGAGUACCUAAUUUCAAACCUGGAAUUGGGAGUUACCAUCAAGACAGGACACUACAAAUCAUUCAAUGUGUUUUGGAGUUUUAUCUAUGAAAUGUGUAAUUUUGACCUGUGGCAUAUUCAUUUGAAAUCUAAAAAUACUUUUUUGCCUUUUUUUACAGGAUCUUUAUAUUGACAGGCCUUUACCGUAUUUAAUUGGCUCUCAGCUCUUCAUGGAGCAAGAUGAUGUUGGGCUUGGCGAUUUCUCCAGUGAAGGUGUGUGAUAGGAUUAAUAAUGUAUUGGUAAAUAUUGAUUUGAGUUUGACUUGUGGCAGGCCAAAUACUUCAUUACUAAAAAUGUUGUAAGGGUGCCUGACAAAAUCUUAACUAGCUUGGAAAACCUAGUCUAUAGCUAAUUUUUGACGCUUUGAAAAAUGUGUCGCUUUUUCGUCUUAGUAUUUUGAACAAUCCACUAGAUACUUUGGUUAUGACUUAAGUGUGAGAUGGCUACUGAAUAUGUUUGAGUACCCAAAACCAUAUCUUUUUCAGUUGUGCCCUUAUGGAACCUACCAGGGUAUCUUCUGAUGAGCUUUCUCCCUCACACGAUUUUGUUGCUGUUGCUCUUAUUAAAUUUUCCAAAAAGAAACAAAAGCAAAUGCAUUCAGAGAAUACAAACUAAAUCGUUAUAAAGACAGUGCUCAGACAUUCAAGAAUAAAGAUCUGUAUAUUCUCACAUAUGUUCUUUGUAAAAAGAAAUCCUGGUUCUCCCCCCCCCCCAUUUGCUCCACUGGUUAUUUUUCCUGAUUAGUGCAAAACUAAAAAGGAAACCUAUUUUCAUUCAGUAGUGCAGGGAUGGAAAUGGACUGUGUUGCAGGAUCCAGAAUUUCAUUGCUGUAGGGAUGAAUUUGAAAGAGUACAAAAAAAAUGGUUCCCUCAUGGAAAUGCAGAGUGCUGAUAUCCACGGAAACUUUUCUGUGGGAAUCCAUGCAGCCACUGCUAGUUUUCUUGCAAAGAAAAUAUUUUCUUGUCACUGCCAUCUUGGACAUGGGAACCCAAGAGGACUGCUCUUCCACUCAAUGUCUCUGGGUUUGAAGAAUUGAAGUUGCAAGUGAAUAGGGAAGUGAUUCAUGUGAGUGAAAAGGAUUGUCUGAUUAUGUAUUUACUACAUUUAUAUACUGCUUUUCUGCAUUAUUAUUUUUAAUAAUGUAGGAAACAUAAUACAGAUGGAAAAGUAAGUCAUGUGUCAGCUCUUUCAUGUUGUUACAGAAGAGUCAGGUGGAAAGUUAUAUGCAUAGUUGUGUAUAAUUAUUACCUGGGGAAAGGAUCUUGGUAUGUAGUGAAUAAAAUGAUCCGCACAUAAGUCUUCUUUGUUUCCCUUCUAUGAAACAGAAGGUUCAGUAGACAGUGAUCGUGGAAGCAUGAUUGACAGCGAAGGCAAAGAUGAAGAGGUAAGGCAUGAAGACAAUUUUUUUUCUUGGAUAUCCCCCCUCCCCCCGCAGCUUUAAAAUGUAAAAUUGAAACAUUUUGGGGAAAUUAUAGGGAUUUAUGGAUUUUCAUGUUGGUGGGUCCCUGACUUUAUCUGUGGUAUAGACCAUAAGAUUAUAUGGACGUAAGAAGUGAACAUUUUAAAGCCUGUAUAAAUGCUGUUUAAUUUAGUCUGAAACUGCUUUUGCCUUUCAGGACCUGGAAGAAUUUGAAAAUGCAAGUGAGGAAGACCACAAACCGGUAAGAAGUCCACCAUGUGUACUCUCUACUAAUGUAAACCUUCAACUUUUCCAAGGGUAGGGAGUGGGCCAUGGAUUUUGAGUGUUAGAAAUCUAACAGUGGCAUAAGUGUACAAAUGGCCUCAUGGGGUAUCUUGCAAAUAGUAAUCUUUCCAAUGUUCUUUAAGAUAUGCACCUUCCUUGUUAGAUCUGACUGCUGAACUCCAAUAUUUUAAAAGUACAAAAUAGAUAAAGGGCUGUAUUUAACUAAAUUGUUGCGCUAGCAGAAGCCAGCACAAGGAUUUCUGCUAGCACAACAAGGUUCCCCCCCCCCCUUUCCUCCCCUCCAUGUGCUACAUGCCAUCCCUAAAACUGCUCUGAAGGGUUGGGGGAAACCCUGGAACAGAUUUGGGGGGGGGAGAAGGGGGGAAGGUUUCAUUGUGUGAGAAAAUCAUUGUGCUGACAGAACCUUAGCCUUUGUGCUAUGUUGAAUGCAACCCAUAGAUCAUGGGUCAAACCUAAUAAUAUGUGUGUGUGUUUAAAAUGAGACAAAUGGAAACUGAUUUUUCUUAAAGUGUUCUACAAAUAAUUUUAGGUAGCUAUUGUCUUAACUGCCCAAGUUUUCUUUACAGAACAGAGUCCAUACUAAUUCAUUGCUUUUCGUUCAUAGAAAGCAAUUUUUUUUGUUAAACCGAAACAAAGAGAUGUAAAAGUGACUAUCAAAGAAUCUUAACAUGUUUCCAAUAGAUUUAGUAUAUAUUUAGAAUUGUUCAGAGUUCACUGGUUAAAUAUUUCAACUUUAAAUGUGAUAUUUAAUAAAUUUUCCUUUUGUAUGAGAUUGGGGGAAUUAACCAUAAAAUGGAUGGGAGCAAGCAAGCCCUGAUGGCUUUGAGAGAAAAGAAGGAGUUUCCUUCUUCUACUUUGCCUUCCUCCCUGCUAGAUUAUUUAGGUUUGAUUUAAAAAAAAAAAGAGCAAAUGAACCUGAUAAGCUCCAGCUCUGAGCAGAGACACACGCUAUUCCUCCACAUGUCUAAUGGAAGAUCUUAAGAAAGCUGCAAGCAGCACUGAGAACAAGCGGCAGCUACUGUUAUAAAAGUAGAGAAGUUGUCAAUUUUAACAACCAAACAUGAUGCACAAUCAGUGGAGGUUCUGGUUUGCAAAAUCACCCUGCCAAAAUACAGCUCUGUGUAUGCAUAUGUGCAUGUGACCACUGUUGCAGCUUCCUUAGGUAAAGGUAAAGGGACCACUGACCAUUAGGUCCAGUCGUGACCGACUCUGGGGUUGCGGCGCUCAUCUCGCUUUAUUGGCCGAGGGAGCCGGCGUACAGCUUCCGGGUCAUGUGGCCAGCAUGACUAAGCCGCUUCUAGCGAACCAGAGCAGCGUACAUAAAUGCCAUUUACCUUCCCGCUGGAGCAGUACCUAUUUAUCUACUUGCACUUUGACAUGCUUUCGAACUGCUAGGUUGGCAGGAGCAGGGACCGAGUAACGGGAGCUCACCCCGUCGCGGGGAUUCGAACCGCUGACCUUCUGAUCGGCAAGCCCUAGGCUCUGUGGUUUAACCCACAGCGCCACCCGCGUACCUGCAGCUUCCUUACCCAGCUCUAAAUAAUACUAGGUAUGCUCAGUGUUCUCAGCUGAUUUCUGGCGGAGAGAAAGGCAAAUCACGAAGUUGCUUCAGGGUUGGGUUAGGUUGGCAGUGGAUGCUCCUGAAAAUGGUACCUGGAUGCUGUUAUAUGGCACGCUAUGUUUGCACACACACAGCAUUGAUUUUCCUGAUGAUGGGGACAAGGGUAUGGUCUUACAGCUUUUGCUGCAGUUGUGAAGAUCAGAUUAGUCCCCAAGACUGAUGGCCAUCUGGUGAGCACAGUUAAUGGGGGAACCUUAUGAACCCUAGGGUCAUUGGCAAAUGCCCAACUGUUAUGACCAGUGGCACUGGCCUUGCUUGAAUCUGUAUAGCAUAGCAGGUUAAAGUGAUUCCAGGCACUUCAACUGACAAUAUCUGCCUUGGGAAAGGCUUUCAUGGAAAUGAAACAUAAGACUGUGUGAGAGAAGAAUACUCUACUUGUCAUACAGCUUUCGACAUCAGGUUGAAUGCUCCUGUUGUCAGAAAGGAAAGCUGCUGCCUGACAAGCAUUGACUCUAAAGCUGGCUCAGUAUACUUCAUCUGAUGCCUUCGUUAUAUAUUUUUUGUUGCCAGGUGAAAAUGUUCCUAUUCUACCAGGCCUUUUAAUUAUUUAUUUGUGCUUUUUUAUGUUGUAUUUUUCUACUGUGAACCAUUCUCAGAUCUUUUGAUGAAGAUUUAUUAUAAAGCCAUUAAAUGAAAAAUAGUAAAAUAAAGUACAACUUUCUGUCUCAAGUGUCCUGGAGCAUGAAGUGUGGUGUGUGUUUGUUUUUUCAGAGAACGGCACUGAUGAGUGACGAAGAUGAUUUUUUUGGUGACUCUGAAAAAGGGGAAGACGAUGAUGAAGACGGUGACUUAGAAGAGAACGCAAGGCUGGUAAGUGAUUGUUGCCUGACGUCAUUUCUAGUUUUAUUCAGAAAAACUUCGGACAAAAAAAGGCACGGGGAAAAAAUAUUCAGCAUAGUUGAUGGAUUAGCUCUUCCAUGUUUAGAAAAGGACAGAAAACUCUCUGAUACAAUUCAGUUGGCUCAAAGCAGGGCUUUCUUUCUUGGUGCUGUAGAUAGCCUAAGACUAGUUAUGACAUCUAAAAGUACACUAAGUAAAACCUGCUUGGUUUCUGCUUGGCAUAUGACCCAGUAGAAUGUUUCAAUGUAAUAUAUUUGUACUGAAGACUGCUUAUUCGUAAAAUCAUAAUAAUAGUUUUAUACUACAUUUUUUCUUUGUUUAAGGCUUUAACACCACCAUGUGUUUUGCAGCCAAGAACAGGACCAAAAAGUCCAUACUAUGUACCUAAAUGAUCAUGAGUAACCUGCAUUUGGAUCCUAUAUAUAGCUUUGAAAAACAGAAAAUCAUCUAAAAUAAUACUAACAGACUGUUUUCAUACAAAACGUUGCUCAUUGGAACUGCAAGUUUUCUGUUCACAUGCGUGCUAUUUCUACAAAUUUGCUUCCCACUGACUAUUCUCCGAGAGCGGUCUUAAGACUAAUUUAACUCUUUUGGUAAUCCAAGGGAGAAUCUCCAAUCUAGAUGGUAAAGUGAUGUUAACUAGUAGGGCCCUGACCCAUUUUUGGGGAAGUGGGGGUAAUUGUUCUUAUGAUCGCCUAUUGCUUUCAUAGUCUGAAAAAACGGUCAGUUUUCAAAAAAAAAAAAAAAAAAACCCACCUUUUUCAACAGCAAUUUUAAAAAAGUUAUGAAACCAAAUUGAAACGAAAUAUGGGUGUAUGUUUCUUUCUUUCCCUCUUCCAUCCAUUCCCAUAUGACUACUUCAGAAAAAGAAAAGGCCCACAUCAUUUACAGAUGAGCUUGCCGCUCGUAUCAAGGGUGAAGAAGAAGAGCAAUCAUGUAAGCUGCUUCUCAGAGCUUUUUUCUUUGAUAAAGUUGAAUUUUGUGCAUGUGUGCGGUGUGAAAAACAUUUUCUGUUGGCAUUUGGAAACGUACAGGACAAGUGUGACGUGCAGCAAAAUGUUGCAACGUGGCAUUCUGUUGCUGGGGAUUUCAGCUACUCCCAUUUCAUUCUCAUUCAUCCCUUCCCAAACUAGUCAGUCAGUAUUCCAUGGCCAAUGAACAUCCUUCACCUUCACUGGGCAGUUUUGGGGUUCAACCCAUAGGGUUUUUUGGUAGUUCUCUCCCAAGGCUCCUGUCCCCUCCCUCUUGUAUUGGGGUGAUGUUCACUUUCGGCCUGAACUCUGGAAAUAAAGGGAACAAAUGUGAGCCUUCAGAUCUCUCUCGUCUCAGGCAGGAGACUGUGCAGAGCUAGUUGUUGACAGAACUAGAGAAUGGACAAGUAUCAUUCAUAUUGGUGUGCUUCUUUGUCCUUUUCCAAUGUUCAAUUUCCACCCAAUUUUCAGUGUUUUUCCUUUCAACAGUCAGCCCACCAUGAUUACUCAACACAUGCUCAGUCUUUCAGGUCCCUCCACCUCCACCAUAUUUUUCGCUCUAUAAGACGUACCCGACCAUAAGACGCACCCAGUUUUAGAGGAGGUGAACAAGAAAAAUAAAGUUCUCUCCCUCUCUGCUCAGCGCCUCUCCAGCAAAGCGGGAGGAGAAAUGGAAGGGGCUCCGUUUCUCCUCCCACUUCGCUGAAGGGGCGCUGCGCAGUUUUCCCUCUCUGUGCUUCGCCUCUUCAGUGAAGCGGCAGGAGAAGUGGGGCCCCUUCCAUUUCUCCUCCCGCUUCACAGAAGGGGCGCUGCACAGUGGCUCUCCAGCGAAGCGAAGCCAGGAGAGCAAGAGGGAGCGCUCCCGCUGCACUCCGGAGGCUUCGCGUUGCUUUCACUGAAGCCAUGGAGCCUGCAUUCGCUCCAUAAGACGCACACACUUUCUUACUUUUUAGGAGGGGAAAAGUGCGUCUUAUAGAGUGAAAAAUACAGUACUUCAUUCUUCUGCAAACCCUGAGGUUAACCUGAACCUCUUGACACUUCCCUCUUGUAUGUACCUGCUGCUGUUUGGACCACAUAAGCCUGCCAUUUUACAUAUUUUUACUAACGUUCAAAAACUAUCAGUAGCUGCUAUCAAAGAGAGAUCAGGGACUAGAAAGAAGAUUGAAAAAUAUUCCAUUUGGGUAAAGUCUUUCUGUUAUGAAAAUAGCUUUCCCCUUUCCCUCCACCCCCAAGAGGUAGAAACGAAAUUUUAUAGCACUUGUUUAUAUUAUUUUUGUUAAAAGUGGUUAUACCCUAACAGACCCAAGCAUAAGAGCACAACAUUAUGGUUUCUUUCUGGUUUUCAGUGAUAUGAUGCUGAUUGAUUCUUAUGUUGGCUUUGUGAGAUAGAUAGAUAGAUAGAUAGAUAGAUGGUGUUUUACUGUUAUGGAAGGCCCUUUGAGGGUAACUGUGAUAAAAAGUGAUUUAUAAAUAUUUCAUUUUUUCCUGGCUUUCUAUUUAUUGCUUGUCAAAUGUUUCUAUAAAUGAUGCAUUGACAAAGAAAAGUUAAAUCCUCAAUUAACUUUCUUCUACUUCAACCAUUGGUAGGUACAAAAAAUAAAACCACAGUGACAAAUAAGGAAGAAAGUGUCUCAUCAGAUGGUAAGUGUUGGUUUUUUCCCAUGUGUUAAGUUUUCUUUGGACGUAUGGAGGUGGAAUUGAUGGGGGCAUCACCUAGUCAUUCCUAUUCUAAAUUUCUUAAUGUUCUCAAUCUUAAUGAAUACUACUGUGAGUUGGAAGUUUCAGGUUCCCUUUUUUUAGUGCCAAGACAGAAGAGGCAUAUGGAGAAGGUUGAGCAAUUUCUGCAUGUCUUAUUGUGACCGCAGUCUUGUUGCUGUUCUUAAGUUUUAAAACAUUUCCUCUGAGAUGAGGAUGCCCUUUAUUGCGUUUUUAGACCCUUGUUGCUCCUUUUGCACAUAGCAAGGAACUACAAAAGAACUUGACACCAAAGUGCAUCAAAUGAAAUGUGAUUUCAGCUCCGAGUCCCAAUCUGUUACUUUAUCCAUUGAACUGUAUAGCCACAAAUACAAUGGAUUCAUUGCACUACUCUACUGUGGAAUAUUUAAGAGUGGGAAGCUUGAGUCUUUGUGGCCCUCAGACAGUAAAUUUGUCAGAGUUGUUCCUGGCUUCUUUCUGGGGUAGAUGACUUAGUUCUUCAUAAUGUCAUGGGCUGGUUGUAUGCACAGGCAUGGUGGGCAGAGCCAGCUGGGGAACCACCAAGGGAAGAAGGCUCAGAGCCCGGGGAGUGAUGGUGGGACAACGAUGAGUGGUCAGAGGGAGAAGACUAGGAAGAGGAAGUGUUGAAAGCUGAAGGAGUAACAGGGCUCAGUGAGUUGGGAGAGUCCGUGGCAGAGAGAAGGCCAAAAUCAGAGGCAGAAGCUCAAGCAGGCGAGUGGGAAUAGGGAGGUCAAGAGGCAGAGAUGGGUCGGUUUGGUGAAGAGUCAUGGGUGUCUCCCCCUCCCGCUGCAACAAACUUCCCUCCCCCUGACUCCCAGAACAAGGAGAGAAGUGAAAUGGGAAGAGCAAAGACAGGCUGCAUACAAGCACAGUAUCUGAUUGCUUGGGGAAAGCCCUGGAAAGGAGAAGACAUAGAUGGCUAUGAUUAGGCAGGGACCUUUAGUCUUGGCCACUCAUUUCAUGGAGUAAGGCCUACAGGGAAUAAGCUGCCGUGCCAGUUAGGCCUGAAACAGGCAAGUCUGUGAAGAUUCUGCUUUUGCUAAUAAAGAGUUAACUCCAAUUUGGAACUGUAAUUUACUAACUGGCUCGCUCUGUGACACAUAAUGAACUUCUUUCCAGCAACUGUAAAAUACAUUGAUACACGUAUUCCCUCUUCCUAGAUGAUGGGGAUAUUUUUAAGCCCCCCAAGUUGACGGAUGAAGACUUCUCACCAUUUUGCUCUAAAGAUGGCCUCUUCAGUGGUGGGACAGGACUCUUUGAUGAUGAAGAGGUUGGUAUGAUUCAAAUCAGCAGCUAGACUGGUGACUGGGAACGGCCGCCGAGACCAUAUAACACCAGUCUUGAAAGACCUACAUUGGUUCCCAGGACGUUUCCGAGCACAAUUCAAAGUGUUGGUGCUGACCUUUAAAGCCCUAAACGGCCUCGGUCCAGUAUAUCUGAAGGAGCGUCUCCACCCCCAUCGUUCUACCCGGAGACUGAGGUCCAGCACCGAGGGCCUUCUGGCGGUUCUCUCACUGUGAGAAGCUAAGUUACAGGGAACCAGGCAGAGGGCCUUCUCGGUGGUGGCGCCCUCCCUGUGGAACGCCCUCCCACCAGAUGUCAAAGAGAACAACAACUACCAGACUUUUAGAAGACAUCUGAAAGCAGCCCUGUUUAGGGAAGCUUUUAAUAUUUGAUGUAUUACAGUAUUUUAAUAUUUUUUUGGAAGCCGCCCAGAGUGGCUGGGGAAGCCCAGCCAGGUGGGCGGGGUAUAAAUAAUAAAGUAGUAGUAGUAGUAGUAAUCCAUGUACAGAAUCAAACAAAGAGCUCAGAGAUGAUACCCUCCUGCUCUAGAUGGUUAUACCUAACACAGCGUCUCAAUUACCAUCAUCAGCUGAACAUUUUUUGGAAGUCACUUAUAUCUCUCAUAUUCAGUAUUCUUAGAUAUACUGAGCCCAUUUACAAUUCCUCAAAUAUUAUGCUGCACCAUUGGCUUCAGUUGAGGCAUCCUCAUGGUAUAGCCACUUUCUUUUCUUCUUUUUUGUAUAUAAAAAAUUAUUAGGCUUUUGAUCAUUUUAUACAUAAAAAACAUAACCUUUCCAAACAUUCAAAUACAAGGUUCUUUUGAACCUUCGGACCUCCUUCCCUCCCUCCACGGAUUCCAUAUUUAAAUUUAAGUUUUCCACAUCUUUUACCAUUAUCUAUCUAUUAAUUAGCCAUAGUUAUCAUAAAUAAUUCCACAUUACAAGUGUCAUUACAUCCCUGCCAAAGAUUUUAACUGUUUACAAUGGUCUUUUAAGUAAAUUACAAAUUUACUCCAGUCUUUAGUAAAUACUUGAUCUUCCUGGUGUCAGAUCUUCCCCAUCUGUUUCGCCAUCUCCGCAUACUCCCAUCAGUUUCAUCUGCCAUUUUUCUUUCGUUGGUACUUCUCCUUCCUUCCAUCUCUGAGCUAGUAGCAUUCUCCCUGCCAUUGUUGAAUGGUAUAGCCACUUUCAGUAUCAUUGUAAAUGGCAGGAAACCACUUAAGGCUUCAGGAGAUCCAGAUGGUUGUUCAAGGCGAUCAAGUUUAUAGACAGUGGAUCUAAUCCUGUCCUUUUGCUUUCUUCAAACACAGUUAGGUGACCACAAGUAUAUAAUGCUGCUGCUACCUUUUCAUAUCAUUAAGUCUUUGUAGAGCGUUGAGUGGCUGUUGCAUGCUGUUUGAGCAUCUGGCGAAUAAAGUUCAGCCCACACAGGCAGGCAUUUUUUGCAGUGCUGAAAGGAAGAAGAGCAGGUGAAACUGGUACCAAGGCAACUCUCCAAAGUCAGGAAUUGAGUGGCACCUUUUAGAUGUGGCUUGCAGAAUUCCUGCUUGGGUUGAAGAUAAGGGAUAUUAAACCACUUUGAGGUUGUUGUUUUUUACAGUCAAGUAGUAUAUAAAUGUUAUGAGAUUGAAAUAAAUAAAUAUAAAUAAAUAAAAAUGGUAUGUUGAAAUGGGCAACAAAGUAUCGUUCCCGGAUGUCUCAUAGGACCCUCGUACCUACGGGACCGCCUCUCCUGGUAUGCCCCACGGAGGACCUCAAGGUCCAUAAAUAGCAACACCCUGGUGGUCCCGGGCCCUAAGGAAGUUAGAUUAGUUUCAACCAGAGCCAGGGCCUUUUCAACACUGGCUCCGGCCUGGUGGAACGCUCUGCCUCAUGAGACCAGGGCCCUGAGGGAUCUGAUUUCUUUCCGCUGGGCCUGUAAGACAGAGUUGUUCCGCCUGGCCUUUGGCUUGGAGCCAAUUUGAUUCCCUCCCCCUCUUUCUUUUUUCUUUUUCCUCCUGUGAUGAGGCUGCAUUUUAAUAUUUUAAUGUUUCAAUAUUUUAAUGUUGUAUUUUAAUCUUGUUUUUAAGUUGUAUUCAUUCAACUUGUUUUUAUUAUUGCUUGUGAGCCGCCCUGAGGCCGGCCUUGGCUGGGGAGGGCGGGGUAUAAAUAAAAAUUAUUAUUAUUAUUAAUAUUAUCCCAUAGUUUGAUAGCCUAAUCCUGAAGUUGUGGAUGUCCUAUUAUCUCACACUGGCUGAUUUCUGCACCCAAUGAAUCUAAGCUUUUCAUGUUGCAAUUUGCAGCGAGUAAAGAAAACUAAAUUAAAAUUGUUCCUUCUCUAAUGCUGUUUACCCCGGUAGUCUCAUUAAUAGCCAAGAAGCAAAAUGGUGGUUUGCUACAUGUCCUUGUGAAGUAUAUUUCCAAAAUGUCACCUUUUUUGAGUCUAGCAUUGUUUUAUUCUGUAGCAUUUGGUCCCUAUUGUUCAAGCAGUUACCCUAUUUGCCAUUUAUCUCAUGCAGAAACUAUUUACUAUUGGUCUCUCUUUUCAUCCAGAGUGACCUUUUCUCUGAAUUGCCCAAAGGGGAAGAUGUGGUGGAAAAAGAAUCGCGAGUCCCAAUAAAUGAUGGUGAGGAUUUCUGAAAUGUGGAACAGACUGAACUAUGGAGAUUUCCUUAAUGUAAUGGAGAUAUAUUAAUUGGGAAUGCUGGGCAUGAGCAUAGUGCUGAUUAUAUGAUGCAUACAUUAGAAGCCAGAAAACCUUGGCUUGAGUUCUAAUGUGCAACUUUCCAAGUGCUUAUGGUGGUGAAGAAAACCUUUUAAAUUUGAAAGUAGCAUCUGAUGAUGGGUCAAAUCAAGAGCCAGUUUUGACAUUCAGGAAGCAGAGCAUCCCUUCAAGUGUACAUCUUUAGGCCACAAAAACGCAUUGAAUUUAGGGGAAAUGGCAUGCUGGAGAGGAAACUUAUGCGGAAAUCUUGCUCCUUGACAUAGUAGCUUUUUAUAGUCAAGGAUUCGCCCCACCUGCAAAGCAGCAACCUCAAACAUCUGAACCACAGUCACUGCAGAGUUGGUGAGUGCUGCUUCCUUGUAACAUCUGAAGUAGGAGUCUUAAGGAGGUUCAGGAUAUAGGUAGGAGCCUACAUGUUAGGAACAUAGGAAGCUUCCUUGGGAACCGGAAGUUUGAUUUGCACGGUCUGCCCAUCAAGUCUCUGGUUGAGAGCAGUUGAGGCAAGGAAUACUAGGAUGUCUUUUGAAGGGGUUGCGGGGUGGGACGGGAAAUAGAGCGCAGGGGCAAGGAACAAAAAAUGGCCUGCUCAAACCCCUAAAAGCACCUAGUGAGUCCUGGAGCAAGGCUUUGAAAAUGGGACACUUUUAAAACGAAAACGGGCAAAACUAAGGGGGUUAUGCUUACCGUAUUUUUUGCUCUAUAAGCCUCACUUUUCCCCUCCUAAAAAGUAAGGGGAAAUGUGUGUGCAGCUUAUGGAGCGAAUGCAGGCUGCGCAGCUAUCCCAGAAGCCAGAACAGCAAGAGGGAUUGCUGCUUUCACUGCGCAGCGAUCCCUCUUGCUGUUCUGGCUUCUGAGAUUCAGGAUAUUUUUUUUCUUGUUUUCCUCCUCCAAAAACUAGGUGCGUCUUGUGGUCUGGUGCGUCUUAUAGAGCAAAAAAUACGGUACUUCAUAGAAUCAUAGAACUGUAGAGUUGGAAGGAGUUUGCAGUCCAACUCCUUGCAAUUCAGGAAUCCUGCCACUACCAACCUUCUGCUUAACAGCCACACUGACCCAUUUCACCACAGGACGGCAGCUAUUAGAGGCCAAGAGCCACAUGUAGGCUGCUGUGGUCAGCUGUGGGAGUUGUGGUUCUCCUUCACACACCUUUAUUAGCAGACCAGAAUGGGGUGAGUUUGCUGAAUGCCGUCUUCAUAUACUGAUAUUUAUAAAGACCAUGGGUGAUGGUGGCGGGAAUAUCUAUGAUUAAGUACUUCAGAGAGAAAUUUUAUCUGAAUAUGAUCUAAGCCAUCUUGAUUAUUAGAACUGUAUGAGCAGGGCAUUUUAUGUCCCUCAAACUUAGGGACAUAAAAGAGGAGUUUAACUCUUUCCCCCAUGUAUACAGUGAAGGGAAUGAUCAUGAGCACCAGCCAUGUCCCCGGUACCUACAUAUUCAGUGUUCAUGUGAAGGGGGAUGUACCGUAUUUUUCGCUCGAUAAGACACACUUUUUUCCUCCUAAAAAGUAAGGGGAAAUGUCUGUGCGUCUUAUGGAACAAAUGUGUGGUCGAUCGCUGGCUCCCUUUCCGGCCCCGGCUCCUUGCCCAGGCCUCCAUUGUUGAAUGUUCUGCAGACAGAGACUGUUUGUUUCCCCAGUGACAUGUGACUGACUGACUGAUUAGAUUAUCUGUCUGGAAACUGUAGAAAUGGCUCCCUUUACUUUCCUAAAGAAGCUGCAGAACUGUGAGUUGAACCCCAUAAAAACAGGAUUUUUCCCCUUUGCAAAGUAAGCUCAAUAACUUUGAGCUGAUCCUCAAAAAAGGGGCUUUUCCCCUUUGCAAAAUAAGCUGCACAACUGUAAGCUGAUCCCCCCAAAAACGGGGCUUUCCCCCUUUCCUCCUCUAAAAACUAGAUGCAUCUUAUGGUCAGGUGUGUCUUAUGGAAUGAAAAAUACGGCACAUGCAUUCAGAUAUACGGUGUAGGUCUCCUUCAGGUUAACAUUGAACGUGCAAUUGUCUUAGAGGGUGUGACUUGUAGGUGUGGUUGCAAUCCAUUCUUUGGGUUCACUGAACAGGUCUGGGGACCUCAUAUGUCUUAAUGGCCAAAGUGUUGGAUGUAACAUUGUUCUAGGUGAGGUCAUUCUUUUUACCCUUGAAGCAGCUACUGAGUGGAGGGUUAAGAGCCUUUAAUGUCAGCCAGAAAAGUAAAAAUAGGACAAACUGUACCUGUGAGAUUUCCCUUGUAUUUUCUUCGAGUUAUACCUCCCCACUCCUUGUAAACUGGUUAACUUACUAGAAAAAUGCUCCUUCUAGUGUUCCGUUUUAUAAUUGAUCAGAAGUAACUCUGAAGUGAAUGUUUUGCAUUUUCAAUUUGACCGCAUUAUAUGCUUUUUAGAGCCAUCGUCAAAACCUACAAGGAAAGUUCCUGCUGGUGCAGUAUCUCUCUUUCCAGGUAUGAGUAAUCUAGAGCUGACUUAAAAUAGUGUUUUUUAUACUUUCUACCUUCAGAUCAAUGUGUCUGUUGCAAACACCUGUGCAUUAGAGGAUUCCAGGGCAAGUUCUAGGACACCUGUAGGUCAUUUGAUCUCAUCUGCUCCCCUAAGGAAAGCCUAACUGGGUGGAGCUGAAAUUGGGAGGCUACAGGUUCACAUUUGGCUUGUAGGCUAGAGAUUCCCAGCUGUUUUAUAUGUGAUGUUAAGUCAUGACUGAGUGGGGUUGGGAAUCAGUAAGCUUGCAUAUUCAUAUAGUUCUCCUGGAAACCCAUCCAGUUAUGAUGAUUUGCCUUUCCAAUUUACUUGUUAAUCGCUGCUGGUGUUAAAUACCGUAUUUUUCGCCCUAUAGGACGCACUGUUUCCCCUCCAAAAAUGAAGGGGAAAUUUGUGUGUGUCCUAUGGGGUGAAUGCAGGCUUCAGGAAGCUAUCCGCAAGCCUUGGGAGCCCAGCGGGAACUCCCGCUGGGCUCCCAAGGCUUGCGGACAGCAGCCUGCAGCCUGAAACCCGGGGAGCGCAGCGGGACGCGCCCUGGGCUUCGGGCAGAUAUCCGCAAGCCUGGAGAGUCCGGCGGAAGUUCCUGCUGGGCUCCCAAGGCUUGCGGAUAGCAGCCUGUUCUGUGGGCUCGGGUCGGGGGAAGCUCGGGCUUCCCCCGCCCCAGCCCAGCAAGCUCCAGGAGCGAUGGCGAGGUUGCGCAACCUCGCCUUCGCUCCCAGACCCCCAGCCCCGAGGCUAAAAACGAAGCCAGGACAGUGAGCGGGAUCCAUCCCACUCGCUGUCAUGACUUCUUUGCUCUUUGGGGCUUGGGGGGGAAAUAAUUUUUUUUUUUCUUUAUUUACCCCCCCAAAAAAAUAAGUGCGCCCUAUGGGCUGGUGCACCCUAUAGGGCGAAAAAUACGGUAGCUAGUGAUAAUGUUCCUAAUGAUUUUAAAAAGCGAGGUCUAGAAGUCACCAUUAGCUUGUCCAAUAUUUGCAUCAGAGAUUUGGAGAGAACUUUUAUAAACGGAACAACAGUUAAUUAGUUUCAACGAUAAUAGGAACUUCAGUUAAACAUGAAAUGACAAUGUAUAUCCUCUAUAGGUGGAAAUGACGUGUUUAGCCCCUCCUCGUUUCUAAAGGGGAAAGAGGAUAAGAAACUGGCAGAACCUGUCACAGAUAAAGCACCUAGACAUGAAGAUGUUGGGCUUUUUGAUGAUGAUGAUGGCGGCAAGCUUGAGUCGAAUAAGAAAAGUUUCAUUUCAGGUAAGCUGCUGCAUUUCAUUCAUUUGGAAUCUUCCUUUAAGCAUUCUGAUAACUUGUUCUUCCCACAAAGCCUUGCUUGGAACAGAAGUGCUGAAGAAGUCUUUGGUUAGAACUUUGGAAUGAGAAGUGUGGCAGCAAUUGGUUAUUUAAUCAUCCAAGCAAUGCCAAGCAAAUCCAAGCAACGUAAAGCCACCCUUUAUUAUUAUUUGUUGAAUUUAGAUACUGCCCUAGACCCAGAGGUCUCUUUAUAUUUAAGACUGCCACUUCUUUUAGUGCCUUGUGCCUUUGACAGUGGCUCAACAUGCAUAAAUCUAGCAGGUGAAGCUUUUGUUGGUGUGAAAGUAAAAUGAUGGGAAAAGCUUCCGUUGUAAUAUGUUUGAAUUACAAGCUCCUGUUGAAAGGUCCUUGACAUGUAUUGAGUAAUAAACCUGGGUUUGUGACUAUGCACUGUUUUUCUGAUGAGUAUGAUAUGAUAUGGUGCUUUAGCCAUAAGCCAUUGCAAAUACAAUAAAAUAUACACAGUGUCUUUGAUAGUUGACUUCUUUUUUAAUGAGUUAACGUUUUCCCUGAAGUAAACCUUUUGUUUUUAAACAGCCAAACCUGCAACUGAUCUCUUUGAAGGUGAGGAAGAUCUGUUCAAGGAAAAGCCUGACAUUACCACUGUUACAAACAAAGCAGCUAAAGAAAAGAAAGACGUUACAGCAGGAGAUAAGGUAAUCAACAUAAAUAAACUUCAAAAAAUAAUAAUAAUAAUGACAGAUUCUCAGUUCAUUGAUCUUCCACUAUCCAGCAGCCUAGGGAGAGAAAGGGGUGGUUUCACCCACUUUUGGCUAUCAUUAAGUUCACCAUUGGCUUCUUCCUUGGAUAUUUCUGGCAUGCAAUUCAAAACAAUAGCUGCUGACAAAUCUACUCUUUCUGAAAGGAUUGUGAGAUCUUGCUCUGGAGAAAGCUGUGUUUAAAAAACAACAACACUUUUUACUAUCAAGACUUUAAAAAGACAGCAGCACUAGUAAAUCUUAAUACAGUUGUACCUUGGGUCCCGAAUGCCUUGCGAGUCGAACGUUUUGUCUCCUGAACACCGCGAACCCAGAAGUGAGUGUUCUGGUUUGCUAACGUUCUUUGGAACCCGAAAGUCUGACAUGGCUUCUUUGGCUUCUGAACGUUUUGGAAGUUGAACAGACUUUCAGAAUGGAUUCUGUUCAACCUCUGAGGUAAAGGUAAAGGGACCCCUGACCAUUAGGUCCAGUCGUGGCCGACUCUGGGGUUGCGUGCUCAUCUCACCUUAUUGGCCGAGGGAGCCGGCGUACAGCUUCCGGCUCAUGUGGCCAGCAUGACUAAGCCACUUCUGGUGAACCAGAGCAGCGCACAGAAACGCCAUUUACCUUCCCGCCGGAGUGGUACCUAUUUAUUUACUUGCACUUUGACGUGCUUUCGAACUGCUAGGUGGGCAGGAGCAGGGACCGAGCAACGGGAGCUCACCCCGUCGCGGGGAUUCGAACCGCCGACCUUCUGAUCGGCAAGUCCUAGGCUCUGUGGUUUAACCCACAGUGCCACCCGCGUCCCUCUGAGGUACUACUGUACAAUAACACAAGACGUACUGAAGAAGAACAAAAAAAGUUAUUGAAAUGGCUUAAUAGAAAACCUAGGUAAGUACAAAACAGAGAGUGAGGCAGAAGGCAAUAAAUGAAAAGGAGGAACAUAGUCUUUUUCGUGGCAUCAGGGGAAGGUGGCAUGAUUUGCACCAGUUAAGCAAAGUUAUAUGUUACAGGUAAUGCCAGAUAGUCAUAACUUCACUAGCAUAAGUGGCUUUCUAUGUUGUUUGCUUACGUGCAUCAUAAAAGUCCUCCAAGUGGCAGCAAAUCCAUUGGUUUAAGCCAGAGCUUUCCAAACUUUUCAAGUUGGUGACACACUUUUUAGACAUGCAUUAUUUUGUGACACAGUAAUUCAGUUUUACUAGCAAACCAGAGGUUAAACUAACCCCUUUCCAGCCUUGGGAGGACCGAGGGGAGUGUUCGUGUGACACACCUACAUACUGCAGCCGACACACGAACGUGUUGCAACACAUGGUUUGGAAAGCUCCGGUUUAAGCAGUCCCCUUCAAACCUUAAAGAUAAUGGAUUAAUUUUUCUGAGACAACUAAGAACAAAGCUUUCUUAUACCAGCCGUUCACAUUAAUAACAGAAACAUCUAUCCUUCCUCAACCAGUCUUGAGUGCAACUGAAAGGAAAAUUGCCAUAUAUUUUUAAGGGAGGUCAGCAUUUAUUCCUGGAAGACACAAUUUGGGAUGUAGGAUCAGUGAAUUACCAAUAAUGAUUCCAAUUUCCCUAAGAAAGUAACCACUUGGCCUUUUUACUUCUCACAUUCUGCAUAGUCUUCUUUUAUAUGAGCAGGACAUGGAUAUUGGGUUUCUCUAGGCUUGGCUUUUUUUGCAGCAGCAGUAUUUUGCAGCUUUUUUUUGCAGCAGUAUUUUGUAGAGAUGAAAAAGAAUACAAAUAUAAAGCUAACAAACUGACAGCAGAAAAAGGCACAUUUUGAGUAGCAAAAUUGGAAAAACAAUUAAAGUGGUACUUCGGAAGUCAAACAGAAUCUGUUCCAGAAGUCCAUUCGACUUCCAAAUCAUUUGGAAACCAAGGCGCGGCUUCCGAUUGGCUGCAGGAGCUUCCUGCAGCCAAUCAGAAGCCAUGUCAGACAUUUGGGUUCCAAAGAACGUUCGCAAACCAGAACACUCACUUUUGGGUUUGUGGCGUUCAGGAGCCAAAAUGUUUGAGUUGCAAGGCAUUCGUCAACGACUAGUUGAGAACCAAUUCCAAAGCAUGAUUAUUUUCAAAACCUUUGCAAAUCAACAUAAAUGUGUGCGUGUGUUUUGUUGUUGUUGUUUAAGAGUCAACCGUCUGCUGAAAACGUCCGGUCUUCAACUCAGACAUUUUCCAAAGGCCACAAAAGCCUGUUUUCUGAUGAGGAGGAUUCUGAAGUAAGUUAUUAAUCUAACCAUUCACUUUCGCACCAAACCCAACCGAGCUACAAACUUGUCAGUGGAUUUGGCCUGCGUGCCACAAAAGAUGUUUGGUCCACCUUUAUGUUGAUUGUCUGCAGUUGCGCCUCCCUUGUUGUCUAAUCAGCUGAGUAAAACUACAAGUAGUGGAGGAAAAGGUAAGGUUCCCAGAAGUCCACAAAGAGAGAAUGCUACCCUUCAUGUCUGCCCAUUGAUGCUGAAUAUUCCAGAAGAGUAAAUGUACUUCUGGGGGUGGAAAUUGCUGAUGCCAGCUUUCUUUUCUGUCCAACAGGAUUUGUUUUCUUAUCCAUCAAAAUCAAAGAGUUCAUCUUCUAGCAAAGUGACAACAAAGACAUCGCUAUCUUUGUUUGAGGAUGAGGAUGAAGAAGUAGGUGUUGCCUGAAAGCACUAGGUUCUACUUCAGAGUAAAGUAUGCUUUCUGAUGCAGGCCUGUAUGACACAAUGCCUGUGGGCUGAUUGUGGUUCUCCCUUCUCCCCCCAUUUGUGUCCCUACUGGGGAUUUCCAAACAUCAAUUGUUUGCAGCCCAUUCUUACCUCUUUGUGGGGAAGUUAACUGCCUGGCCCCAUGAGCCCAACAACCGUGGAGUAUGAGCAUGAGGAAAUAUUGCUCUUCCUUUUCCUGGACUCGCUGGCAUUUGGUGGAAUUGGUGCCAUCUUUGCCUGCCAGCCGGUCAUAAAGUACCUGCAUCUCAGAUUCUCUCUAGGUCGAAUUAAUUGCUGGAAGGGGGAAAGGGCCUUGUGUGCCACAAACUUCAACAAGGAGGAGUGGAUAUAAGAACUGGGAGCACAGAGGGCAGUAAGAGCAAAUAAGGAGCCUAAAGGAAGAAAAGCGGGUGUCACUGAGAAAUGAAGCAAACAACAAAAUAGAGUUUAACACAGAUGGAAGUUGCAGGAUCUCAAUCAGAGAGCAACUACAAAGGUUUUGGGGAACCCCAAUACAGCAUUGGACAUAUAGGUCUUCAGCUGGGGGGGGCAGCGGAGUGCUCAGCUUCAUUCUUUCAGAAUUUGAUUGUUCAGGAGCUUAAACAAGUUAUUUGAUAUUAGGGCCACUACACAAGCCUGACAUUGAUGGGAAGUCACGUCUAGAGGGUAUCUUGGAACACAGAAUGUAAGACGUACUUAAUUUAGUCAUAGGUACAAAAUCCUGAGAAUUCCAAUUUCCUUUCUGAAGUUUAUAGUCCUCAUGGUUGCUUGGAAAUGAAAGAGGAGUUGGGUAACAUUUUUAUCUAUAAAAGGAUAAAAACACUUUCUUGAAGGCGCCCACCAGCUUUCAUUGGCUCCAAGUCCAAUAAAUUAACUUCCCUGGUUUUCUCUGGUUCCUAAUACUAUUGAGCCAGUAUCUAUCUCAGUCUGUAUGAAAAAAACUGAACACAAACAGAUUGUGAUGUGCCUCCAACACAUUGUGCAAUAAAGAGCACAUUCAUGGAAAUCUGGAACAGUCUCACAUAAGGGUUCCGAACCUGCUCAAAGCAACAUUUGGGACCUAGGACUAGGCAAUGAAACAUUUGGGAGGGGGUCACCCUUGACUGUCUUGAUGCACACUAGAGGGGCAUGGCUCCCACCUACCUCUACAGUUUUUCGUUGAAUGCCACAGUGAUUGCAUCUUUGGGGAAAGUAACCAUCUCUUCCCUUUGUGUUUUCUAGGAACUCUUUGGGUCUGCGCCUAAGGCACAAAUUUCAAAACCACCAGUAAAGAAAGCAACCAGUUUGCUCUUCAGCAGUGAUGAGGAGGUAACAUGUGCAAAGGUUGUUAAAGGGUGGCUGGUUUUAUAGCUCUCAGUUAAGUGAAAGUGAUAUUAUUUAAUACAGAACUUUCACUCUCAGGUUUAGUUUUCCGCUGCUAUGUGUCAGAGCUGUUUGUGCAAGAUAUUUAUUUCAGCUGUACUGCUUCAGAGUCAAAGCUUUUACAAGCAGCCGUAAUGGGAAGGCUUUUCCCUGAGUUAUUUAAAAAAAAGGUUGUUGUCAAAUCUGAGAUAGUACUCUAAACCCUCUAUAAUAAGUAUAUUCAAAACUAACAGCCUCUACAAAACUCAAGGCAACAUCUCUUAAAAAAACUCCAGGCAGCAUCUUCUGAAAACUGGUUCUUCUGUUCAGAAGAUGAGAAGUUGGGCACAUAGAAGAAACAUCUGGGAUCUAGAGAAUUUCUGUCGGAAAGGUCUGACAGAGAAAAGCUGCCCUGCAAAUUUUCAAAGGUUGAGAAUCUGACAUAACUGGGUAGUAAAACCUCUGUACUCCUAAAAGUGUCAGGUCCAGGCUCCAUUGUUGAGUAAUUAGGGAACCGUUAUGAAGUAGUGUGCAGCACAAACACCAAAGGGUUUUGUGAGAGAAUAACUUGAGAACAUUGGAAAUUGUGUAUAAGACAUCACAGUCCAUGUUGUCUCGUUAAAACGGGUGGAGAACCUCCAGGCCCUAGGCCAGUAUUGGUCCACAAUGCCAUUUCCCCCAAAUCGUGCUCACCCACCCAUCAGCUUUGAGACGUGAAAGGGUCUAUAGUUCAUGGAUAGAAUACAUGCCAUUAUUGUCAAAGGGCGCUAGUUAAAUCCCUGGCAUCUCUUGCUGAAAGGCUAUCUUACAGCAGAGCUGGAGAAGACCCAUAUCUUAUAACACUUGAAGUUUAAUGGUGAAUUUUAGAUAUGAUGGAGAUGUAAAAGAUUAGGGUUAUUAUAAAAGAUGCAGGAGGAAAUGAUUAAUAAUAGGACCCACAAAGGGAGGAGGGAAGUCCAGGAGAUUCUUUGGAAUCUUGUCUUUAUGUUGUAUGUCUGUGAUUGUAAAUUUUUAAUUUGAAAAACCAAAUAAAUAAAUUUAUAUAAAAAAGGAAAAGACCCAUAUCUUAGGUCUUGUAGAACAACUAGUCUGAAUAGACUAAACUAGGCUAGGUGAACCAGUGACUUGAUUUGGUGCAAGACUGCUUCAUAUGUCCGUACGAGAACUAUGCUACAGCUUAAAUUGGCUUUGAUUUAAUUCACCUAAGAAAGGCAAAUGCUAAGUAUUCUGGGGGGUUGACUUGGCUGAACUUCCUUGAUCAUUGUGUUUCACUGUUCUGGUAGCUUCUCGGUUAAUCACUGUGUUCAGAAAUACUUCAUACAUGCUUAACCCAGUGAACUUGAGGAAUGCGAUUAAAAAGACAACCCCUGGUACAACAAAGGUAUGAAUAAUUGCUGUAUUUUUAGGACCACUGGAAUAUUGGCCAAGAGGUCAAACCUGCCUCUGAAUCCAGCCAGAAAAAGGAACCUACAAAAUCUGCCUCUGCUGCCAGCCACACAGUUAAGACAGGCCUCUUUGAGGAAGAAGGCGAAGAAGAUUUGUUUGUUAUCACUAAAGACAGGUAAAAUGUGGGCAUUAGAAAUGUAUCUUCUAUUGCAGCAGCUGUGUCUAGUUCUUCCCUUGGCAAUGGAUAUAGUGCUUUUUUUGAACACUUUCCCCACAGGAGUAAGCCAGGCAAGAGUGGAUUAACUCUGUCUGCUGCCUAGGCAGGCAGAAUUUUGAACUUGAAGCAGCUUGGACUUUUUGCUUGCUAUUUGAAUGUACAUUUGCAGUUUUAGUUUGUUGUGUUGGUUUGUAUGCCUUAUUUCACUACAGUGCUUUCUAUAUAACUACUGUACUACUUUGUUUAGCCACUUUAGUAACAUAACUUUAUGUUGCUGGUGCACAAUACACAAUAGGGGUCCCACAACAAUCCUGGUUUGCAUACGUUGCCUGAGCCUGUGGUUAGCUCUGGAUUGAGGGAACACAUAAGAACAGUUAAUUAUUAAGUGAUAAAUACCACUAGUAUAUGUUGAAUUGAAACACAAAACGUACUUAAUUUCUAUGCAUCAUGUUAAUAUUCAAAACAUUAUACACCAAUUAUUCCUGGUAACAACUUUCGUUGUUUAAUUAACAAAAUUAUUCCACCUUGUUGCAAAACUAUCAUCCCUCUGUUUUUGUUGCAGUAGUCAAAUUAACUCAUUUCAACAAACUGCCACAAUUUUUCUACACAUUCUUUUGCAACAAAUACUUUAGCUGUGGUCAACGUAUAGGAAUUCUCUUCUAUUUCCCCCUAAUCCUUUCCCAUCAUUUAAAAGGAAAAGAGUGGAGGGGGAUUUUAUGAACUAGGCUUUAAAAAAAUAAAAAAAUAAAUAAGACUUUAAUUUUUUUCCAAUACUUUGUUUUGUCACCCUUCGUGUCUGUCUGUCUGUCUGUCUAUCUAUCUAUCUAUCUAUCUAUCUAUCAUCUAUCUUACACCCCCACCCCCACUGUAUCAUAAUAUAUAUCACAGACAUAUACAGCAAUAUGAAAGCAUAAAACCACAGGCCAGAGGUUCCCUACUUAUGACCUAGAAGUUUGUCCCCCUGUGUGGAACCAGUGGCCUAAAUUUCAGGGAUGGGUUGUGGUUACUUAUCCUACUACUGUUGUAAUCAGCAGGCAGUCAGAGGACUUGGAUCUUGUACCAAGAACUGCCAUGUUUGAUAAUCUGAUUUGUGUGAUUUCAUGGUGCUUCUUUUUUUCUUGUUGCAGUCAAAGAAAACCACCCAAAGCUGCCCUCUUGUUCCAAGAAGAUGCUGUAAAUGGAGACUCAUUCUUCAGCAUUCAACCAUCCCAUCUCCCAUCAGGUGUACAAGAAGUAACGGUAUAUACAGCUCAAAUACAGCGUUCUAAAGUGGGAAUUUCUCAACACUUUGCUCCCAACUUUUUUCCCAUAUGCUUCACAGCUCUGCUUUAAUCCCCACAUAUUUCUGCUAUUCAAAGGAUGGAGACAUGCUCUAACUCCCUCUGCCUAGUCUCUUCACCACAAAUGUGGAACCUGUAACCUGCCAGAUGUUUUUGGACUACAACUCCCAUCAUCCCUGACCAUUGACCAAUCCGGCUGGGACUGAUGGAAAUGAAUUCCAACAGCUGGAAGACUGAAUUCCAGCAACAUCUGGUUGACUACAGGUUCCCCAACUUCACACAUCCAGUGAGGCUUCUGGAGAGAAAGCCAGGCAGCUGCUGUCUAUAGCUUAUCCUUAGGCUGCUUUGUGAGAGAUAGUGCCCUCCUUAGAGAAAUCUGAGAUAAACAGCAAAAAUGAAAUGAAAUUUUGUCGCACAUUAAAUACUGACAAAUUUAUUAUGGCAAAAGCAUUUAUGGACCAGAAGCAACCUCAUCAUAUGAAUUGCUGUAAAAAAAUCUUAAACUUGUCAGCCAUUCUCAACUGAACGUGAUUCUGUAACACUCCAUUUUGCAUUGUUGAAAUUGGCAAGUUUUCCAAGUCCAUUGAGAAAGGGGUGAGUUCCUGGUCCUUCAUUGUUAGAUCUUUUUUAUUGUGGUUUUCUUUAUUUACAGUAUAUAGCAGUCACAAACAGCGAUUCAUACACAGCUGAUUUUUGUUUUUUUUUACAAUCCCCCCUUUCAGAAGCACCAUAUGUCUAUUUAAAUACAUUUACCUUCUAAGUCAUUUCAGAUUUUAAACUUUCAUUUAUUGAUCAGCAGGAGGAUUUGCUGGGAACACGUCAAAAGAAACCAGUGGAAGAGAAGGCAGGACCUUUGGGUGAACCUGGUACACUUCACAGGUCUGAUCUUGGAGGAGGAGAUGCAGGAGAGCAGCAGAGGAAGGAUGAAGUAAGGAAAACCUAUUUAUGUUGAACAAACCCCUGAAAAACAUUCCUUUGGCAAGUAUGUCUUCAAUGAUAGAGGAGUCUAGUGGGCACAUUGUUAGAGUUGGUCUUAGGAAACUUUGACCCUGUUAACUUGGUUUGAUUUUCACUAAAUAAGUCAUAUUCUGCCAUUUUUAGCCUCUUCUGUGACCUAGACAUUAGCUCUUCCUGCUUUAGCUGUAUUGGACAAGUCCUGUAUUAAAAUAGACUCAAAGCAGCAUUCAAAAAUUAAACACAAUAUCAGAAUAAAAUCUAAUAAAAUAAUAUAUUAAAGCAUGGUAUUGUUGGGGAGCAGGGCAGAGAAGUAGUAUGAAUAGUAAAGACAUCAGUAAAUUAGUGAUUAGUAACCAAGGAACCUUUGGCACAAAAAUCUUUUCUUCCAGCAGAAGAUCACUAUUUUAAUAACGCUAUCUUAAUAUAUUUAGCACCAUUGGACAGUAUACAAAGUAACGUAAGCAAAAUUAUAGGCUCUUGCCCCAAGGAUGUUACUCUCUUGAGUUAUUUUGAAGGGAGAGGCCAGGGGGUAGUUAGGCAGAGAUGUUGGGGAUAAAAGUAGGAACCAGUGUAGCAAUAUAUACUUGGGCUUAGUUGUCUUAGAGAACAAGGUCUUCAAGCAUAAACUAAGCUUUGAGGGGAGAGUUGAAAGAAGAGAGAGGUGGCAUUAUGGGAGGGGUGUUUUAGGAAUAAGGGGUAGUAAGGUAGAAUAGGCAGUCUUGUUUAAGGGAGAAUGGUAUCUUUUGGGUAGCUGAGGAUGUCAAAGUUGAAGAAGGAAAGGUCAUGGGCAGAGAUAUAUCUGUAUAAUGGGUCAAGGCUGAGAAGGCUUUGAAUGCCAGGACAAAUAAUUUGCAUUAUAUAUGGGAGUGGGCAAGAAAGCAAUGCAGGAGUUUAAAGAGAUCUUUCACAUGGCGUGAAUAUGAGACAAGUGAAGCAUCUUGGAAACAGAAUCUUAGAGGUGAGAGUGAAAGAGAAGGUUGUAAUAGUUAGAGACUAAAUUGGAGGUUUCAGUGAGGGAACAGAGGAAGAGCUGAACCUUUGCAGCGCUGUAUAGGGAGAAACCACGGACAAGAUCACAGGAACUGCCAAAGCAGUGAAAAUAGUCCAAAAGUGACAUAUCAAUUGACAAAAUGAAACUGCCUAUAAAAUUAAUAUGUAAUGAAAGACAGCGGUCAUGAAAGUAAGUGGUAGCUAUUGUUGUGUAGCAAUUUCUCCAAAGAUCUCCAGUUAUAGAAAUCAGCUGUCAAUCCAUGUAGCCAUUUUUGGCAAGGAAGGCAGCCGAUGUUGGGGUCACUAUACUUUUUUUUAAAAAAGGUGUCUACAGAUUGCUAAGUAAUAUACAGAUGACUUUCAGCAACUACAUCUAGGUGUACAUUUAUAUGUGUACACAGAGAGAGAGACAGAGGGGCGGAGAGAGAGAGAGAGAGAAGGAAGACUGGCCUUUGAAAUGCCAAAAAUGCACAUAUUUGAAGGUUCAGAGAGUUUUGAGGUUUGUUUGGGAACCAUGAUCAUUUGUGUGUUCCAGGCAGAUGUGAUCUUGCACCUUAAGCGUGCAACUCAGUAGCCAGUUUCUUGCUACCUUGAGCAUAUUUUCAGAAUGGUGGUAGGCAAACAGAAACAGAAAGUAAAUUAAUAAAUGAGAGACGGAACCUUUUAAUUUGUUGUUCCAAUUACUGGAUAAGGGGGUGUAAAAUCAAUUCAACUACUUCUAAACCUAGCUUGAGCAUUUAGCGCAAUCUGCUCUAGAUCCAGUGGAUAACUUACAUUUGUUUGAUAACUCUUAGCCCCUUUUGGAGAAAGAUGUUAAAAAAAGGAUUAAAAGUGUAUUCAGCUUAUUUGACGAAGAGGAGAAAAAUGAAGCUGUGGAUGCUGAUAAAAUGACACAGAGGGAAAUUGAAAAGGUGAGUGAUACUGGAGUCAUCCUAAAAAUAAAGAUACAACAAUUAAUAUAAAUUUUUUUAAAAAAACACACCACCAAAACACCCUAAACAAUACUACAACCCAAGAGUCUGUUCAGUAGCGUUUGUAGCUGGAGUCAGUCAGGGCUUCGCCCUCCCAGGCCAAUUGGGAAAAUGUCUACAAGUCAGGGAGCACGUCUUCUAGGGCUCACAGCCAAGAUGCCAGGUAAGAGAAAGUUCCUAACGAAGCGUUUAAAAGGUAAAGGGACCCCUGACCAUUAGGUCCAGUCGAGACCGACUCUGGCGUUGCGGCGCUCAUCUCGCUUUAUUGGCUGAGGGAGCCAGCGUACAGCUUCCGGGUCAUGUGGCCAGCAUGACUAAGUCGCUUCUGGCGAACCAGAGCAGCGCACGGAAACGCCGUUUACCUUCCCGCCGUGUGGGUUAAACCACAGAGCCUAGGACUUGCCGAUCAGAAGGUCGGCGGUUCGAAUCCCUGCGACAGGGUGAGCUCCUGUUGCUCGGUCCCUGCUCCUGCCAACCUAGCAGUUUGAAAGCAUGUCAAAGUGCAAGUAGAUAAAUAGAUACAGCUCCGGCAGGAAGGUAAACGGCGUUUCCGUGUGCUGCUCUGGUUCGCCAGAAGCAGCUUAGUCAUGCUGGCCACAUGACCCAGAAGCUGUCUGCGGACAAAUGCCGGCUCCCUCGGCCAGUAAAGCGAGAUGAGCGCCGCAACCCCAGAGUCGGUCAUGACUGGAGUCCCUUUACUUUACCUAUGAAGAAAGAUGCCUGCACUGUAAACACAUAGCAGCAACAUAGUUACUUAAGGACACAUAAAAUUGAAUCAGUACUACUUAAGUAACAUCAUGAAUCAGGGAGCAGACAAGGGACCUCUGCUGCUAGGUGGUGGUGAGGUUGUGUACACGAGUGUGUCAUGUGCAUUCACGCAGGUAUCUGGAAAAUUGAAUUGUUUUAGGACUUAGAAAUAAGUUGACAAGUUGACAGAGGUUACAAACUCAAGUUAUUAAGGAGUCCACAAAGCCUCUUGAGCCUUGCUUCUUUUCCAGCCCUCCGAGAACAGUAUCCCUUCCAAGAGCACAGGCGUCUUUCAGGAUGAAGAACUUCUCUUCAGCCAUAAGCUGCAGAAAGACAAUGAUCCCGAUGUUGAUCUUUUUGCUCGCAGCAAAAAAGAGGUCAGUCAGUCCAAAAUACCUUUAAAGUGGGUCCUCGUGUUUGAAAAAAUUAAAACCAAAAGAAAAAUUCCUGUUGGAGCACUAGCAGAAAAACUUUACAAAGGAUGUUGUUCAAACCCUGCUGACUACGUGCAGUUUAACAAGGCGGCCAUGCAUAUGCAUGUAAUAAAAAAAUUCACAGCAGUUAAAAUCUUAAGUCAAUUCAAUGUCUUUUUGUGGAAGAGUCUUGCAUCAUAGAAGCCCUCCACCCAUUUAGUGGGGAGCCUCCAAGCUGGUUUAAAUGGACUUUAAGAUUCUUCCUGGGCUACAUUCCUUUCUUGUGCUUUUGCCUGUCUAGAUUAUGUGUCUGAGCAGUGAUAAUGGCUCUUGCUUACCUGGUUGGGGAAUGGAAAGGAGUGUGUUGAGAAGGGGCAGAGUACAGAAACUUGAGAUUCUUGCAUUGCUGGAAUGUAGCCUCUGCUGGGGGCCGCUAGGGGGCGCAUUGGAAGAUGGCCGACAAUACCAUCUCUCCGACCCACACGGGGUAAUUAAGAGGCUGUUAUGGGAGUAGGCAGCCUCCCUUGUUGCCCCAAGGAAAUGGGGAACACUGCCCUUGCCUGCUGUGCCCAUAAAUCACCCCAUAAUUCGAAAGAGGGGGUGAGGGCCCUAGGCAGAAUGCCCCCGUGUGGACCUCGGCUCUCCUGGACGCUGUCUCUGAUCGCGCACUAGUUGCAGCAAUUUGGAAUAAUUAAUUACAAAAGAAGCAAAUGCACAUAUUUCAAGUGAAGAAGGGGAGUGAAGUCUGCUAAUUUAAGUGACCUCUGCGAAAGAAGACGACGGGCUGGAGAAACAGGAAUAUUUUACGAUGAAGAUACACCAAAGGCGGGGUAUGUUGACAACGGGGCUGAAUGGGGGGGGGGGACUUUUUUACUUUCCUUCUAUGUGAUUUACAAGAACCCCUCCUCAUUAGAACCGUCGGUUGAACUGACCCAAGCAGGAUGAUUAAGGUCUGUGUGGAGAUAAACUUUAACCAAAAGUAUGCUUUAUGGAGACCGAGAAGCAAUAAGAGCUUUUGGGAAUGGCGCAGCAAUUAAUUCGGAGUCGCCAUCUUGCCAAAGGAUUUAUAGCCGGGAGGAAGAACGGAUUUGUUUUCAGACUGCAUUCCUAGUGAAUCUCCUCAGAGGUUUUGAGAAAGGAGGCAGAUUGGUGAAGAUUAAUGACGCUAAGACUGUUUUGAUGUAUGAAAGUGAUGUUAUAUGGAAAACGUCUGGAUAUGGCUACUGGAUAAAAAAAAUAAUAUCCACGCAGGAUUACAAACUGUUCUAACCAGCUUGCGGAGACUAUCAGAGGUCACAAAGAGAAAGGAAAAAUAUAUGAAAAUAACAACAAGAGAUGUGGAAAAAUAAUAAGAAAGGACUGGAUAGUACUGUGAACAUCAUAAGGUUAGAUUUGUGGACAUUAAAACAGCAGUAAGAAGCAAGAAGUUGAUUGGAUCCCUUCGGAACUUGAAAUAUGGGUACCCCCAACAAAAAUUUAAAAUUCGGCUGUGUAAUUUGGAAUUUAUGUAAUUUGGUUUGAUUUGAUGUGAUUGGUCGGUUAAUAAAAAAAUUAUUCUUAAAAAAAAAAGUAAUGUAGCCUCUACUGUGCAGAGAUAAGACUCGCAUCAGCUGCUUUGCCUUCUUUUGCCUCUGGCCCUGCCCACCUCUGGAAUGUGGCCCCCAGAAAGCUGCCUGGGAGGGACAGCGGCCCUUGGGCCCUAAAUAUUCCCUAUCUGUGGUUUAAAGGGGAUAUAGUCAGAAAGUGACUCUUUGUGAGAAAAGGUAAAAAAAGUCUAGAACCACACACACAAAAAAUCUGCCUCUACUGUUCUGUAAAGGAAUUUAAUAUUUUGUUUUAUUUUACUUAUAAGAGACUGAUUUAUUUCCAUUAUUAAUUUCAGGUUCCAAAGCCCAGGGUAAAACUUCCAUCUGAAGGAGGGCUGUUUGGAGCUGAUGAUGAUGGUGAUGAUGGUCUAUUCAGCCCUUCUAAAGCAAAGCCCUUGGUACUUGCCAUUUUGUCCUGAGAAUUUGAGGAGCAGUAAUGCACAGAGCAAAGUUGCCCGUUGCCUUGCAUAUUAAUCACAUGGAAUGUUACGGCUUAAAAAAACUCUCUUCUGCAGCCACAUAAAUUAAGCAAAUUGGGCAGAUGCACUGUUCAUGCAAGUAGUGUUCUUACUCAGUGUUGCAGGAUUUAGAUUUUUGACUCACUUUUUGUGGAAAGAAGAUUUGGGACCAUAGCUGUCAACCGUCCCUUAUUUGACGGGAAAGUCCCUUAUCCCAGCGCUGUGUCCCGCUGCUGUCCCUUAUUGAUGAUGUACCUUAAAUUUCCCGGGUUUCAAAGGAAGCAGCUCUCUCCCUCCCUCCCUGCCGCCCAGGGAGGAGGGAGGCUCCAACUGUGUUGCUUGGCUGCGUUGCUCACCCAAUAAGGAGUCUAAGAACAACUUGGGGGGGGGGGGGAGCUUGCAUGCCUUGUGCCGAUCAAAUCGGCUGCAUUGCCUGGGGACUCGCCUUUGCUCAGCGCUUCCCAGCGGAGAGGUGACGGUGGUUUUCCUUGCUGCAUCCCCUUUGCUGGGUUUCUGCACUGUGGGAACCACCGCUUGAGGCUUCAUUUGGCUACUGGCUGGGCUUUCUGCCUUUGGCUUGGAGGUGCUCAGAAGUUGAACAUACCUGUGCUUGGAAAAUCCCUUAUUUUGGCUGCUGAUCCCUUAUUUUCGAGGCUGCUGGUCCCUUAUUUUCAAAUCUGUAAAUUGACAGCUAUGUUUGGGACUAGAGCUAGACUGAUUUUUUCAGCUCAGCUCUUUUUGAACAAGGAAAUUCUCCUGAAAACAGGGAAGAGAUGAGACAAAUGCCUCAUACUUUCAUUUAAUGGGGGCUGGCUGUACUGUACUUUUUAGGACGAAGCAGCCCAAGAGUCUUCUUCCUCCUCUUGUUUUUUGUUUUAAACCCUCACCAGCCAGUCAUUGCAGCCAACAACUCUCCACAGCAGCUUUUCCGAGUUCCACAUUUGUGCUAGAUGUGGCACAGGAAAAGGAAUAUCCCAGGGUCCUCACAUUGUCUUUGUUGUUCUUUUCUGCUUUUGAAAGUUGCCUAAUCCGAACAGGUUCCAGCACAGGAGGGGAGAAUUAACCAUCCCCCAUGCACUGCAGACCCAGUGCAAAUUGCCUCUCCCCACCCCCAUCUUAGUCUUAAUUUUUAAGAUGGGAAAAUAUAUAUAAGUGUGCAGAAUUUAGGGUAUUCCUCUUCUUGUUCACUUACGCUUCUUUAUUUUACUUUUUGGAAGGUAGCAGAGAAGAAAACAGUAAUCUCCUCUUUGGAAGAGGAUAGUGAAGUUCCGGAAAGUAAUAAAAACGCCAUACGAGAAGAAUCAAACUUAAAGGCCACUGAGGUUUGUAAGUUCCAAUUUUAGAGAGCUUCGAGAGCUUGUUCCUAAAUGCAGUUCCUGAACUAUCCCCAUUUUCUAUCUAAGCAAGCACAUAAGACACUCAAAUAUCUACAUAGAUAUUCUCUUUGCAAUCUACAUAGAUAUUCUCAUUGCUCCUUUAACUGCCUCCUGACAUCCUGCCCAUAGCUGUCAACCGUCCCUUAUUUGGCGGGAAACUCCCUUAUCCCAGCGCCAUUUCCCGCUGCUGUCCCUUACUGAUGAUGUCCCUUAAAUUUCCCUGGUUUCAAAGGAAGCAGCUCCUCUCCCUCCCUCCCUGCUGGCCAGGGAGGAGGGAGGCUCCAACUGUGUUGCUUGGCUGCGUUGCUCACCCAAUAACGAGUUUAAGAACAACGGGGGGGGAGCUUGCAUGCCUUGUGCCGAUCAAAUCGGCCGCAUUGCCUGGGGACUCGCCUUUGCUCAGCGCUUCCCAGCGGAGAGGUGUUGGUGGUUUUCCUUGCUGCAUCGCCUUUGCCGGGUUGCUGCACUGUGGGAACCACCGCUUGAGGCUUCGUUUGGCUGGGCUUUCUGCCUUUGGCUCAGAGAGGCUCAGAAGUCGAACCUACCUGUGCCCAGAAAAUCCCUUAUUUUGGCUGCUGAUCCCUUAUUUUUGAGGCUUCUGGUCCCUUAUUUUCAAAUCUGUAAGCUGACAGCUAUGAUCCUGCCCUUUCUCCACCCUUCUUCACCUAGUCACUAAGGCAAGGGUGGGGAACAGGAUUUUGCUGGAGGGCUGGCUCCUUAGUUCUUCACUCCCAGCAGGCUAUGUUGGCAGCUGAGUGGGCCUUCCGACCUCUCAAAUCACAUGGUGCCACAGUGUUAGGUCACUUACAUUUCCUUUCCAGCAUGGCUUGAAGUCACGCUGUGCUACAAAGGAAGAUCAAAGUGGGGCUUUUAAGUUCCCAGUUGGGGUUACAUUUCAUGCCAAAUUUAGAAGACAGUGAAUCUGUCACCCACAUGUCAAGGAACAGCCAAGAGCACAUUUUCAAGAUUGUUCCUUUUCAACCAUGUAUUUUCCUGUCUCACACCUGAUGCCUUAUGGCCUUCGGGGAAAUGGCAUUGUGGGCUAAAUUCAGGCCUCCCCCUAUUGAAUCUAAUGAGGCACAUAGGCUGCAGGCAACCCUGCGCUGUUGCAGUAAGGGCUCAGGCGGGGGGGGGGGCGGCAACCAUACUUUCUGGGCUAUCAUACUGCUUCUGAGAUGCUCCUGUAAAAUACUGAGUGCAUUACUUUUAUUCACUUGGAUUAAUGUAUAUCUAAUGUAAUUUUUAUACAGAAAUCCACUGGCCUUGGUGCAAGUAAACAUAGAGAGUCCUCAUCUAGGAUUGGAAAAUUACAAGUAAUUUAUUUUACUGGCAUUUUAGCUUUCAGUGUACUUUUCCUGCUAACUGUGGUUCUUCCACAAUAAAAUUCUUUUUUCCCCACUUCCGGCUUCAGUCCUUUCUUGUGAAUGCAACAUCUGCUUUCUGUAAAUGCAUGUUUCACAGGAUGUGCUUUUUUUCCUUUUGGGAAAGACAUGUCUCUGGACAGGACUAAAAUUCCUAAGCUGAGGGGGAAAGGGUGAGAGGGCAUGUCCUUCUGUGCGCAUGCACUAUUCUUGUUUUUCCUGAUCUUUGUCAAAUGUGGAAAUGCUCUUGGUGAUUUUAUUUUUCUUGGAUUUCACAUUUAUAUUUUCCUUAUCUACUGCUCCCAUUAACAAUGGCCUCUCCAUCCCUUUCUAAGGCAAGCUUGGAUAUUAAUCCAGCAGUUUUGCUGCCCAGUGCGAAGCCACCUUCAUUGUAUCCAAAGACUCCGAUUCAUGAACCUCAUGGCGUACAGCAUGUUGAAACAGCCUCUGCUGUAGGAAGUAAUAAGGAGAUGGGAGUCAGCUUUGAUGAUCCCAUGCAAGCAGACACACUGCAAAAUGCCAACAAGGUAUAACUUUGUAAUACUUCAUGCAGCAGCAUCCUUGAUGCUAUUUGGAAUGUACCGUAUUUUUCGCUUUAUAAGACGCACUUUUUCCCCUUCAAAAAUUAAGGGGAAAUGUGUGUGCGUCCUAUGGAGCAAAUGCAGGUUCCUUGGCUUCAGCGAUAGCAACGCAAAGUCUCCGGAGGCUUCGCGUUGCUUUCGCUGAAGCCUGGAGUGCAAGAGGGGUUGGUGCGCACCGACCCCUCUCGCUUUCCAGGCUUCAGGGAUAGCCGCCUGAAGCCUUUGGAGCGCAGUGCGAGUUCCCGAUGCGCUCCGCAGGCUUCGGGUUCCUUUUGCUGAAGCCAGGAGAGCAAGACUCUCCCGGCUUCAGCAGAGAGGGCUGCGUAGCACCCCUUCAGCCAAGCGGGAGGAGAAAUGGAAGGGGCUCCGUUUCUCCUGCCGCUUCGCUGAAGGGGCGCUGAGCAGAGAGGGGCAGAAUUUUUUUUUCUUGUUCUCCCCCUCUAAAACAAGGUGCGUCCUAUGGUCGGGUGCAUCCUAUAGAGCGAAAAAUAUGGUAAGUUUACUUCUUUCUCAUUUUGUGUCCUGUUGUCACCUUGGCUUCAUUGUUAUUGCAGGGCAGAAUCAAGGUGACUGGGAAGCGAAGGCCACCUACCAGAAGUGCCAGGCGAUUGGCUGCUCAAGGGGAUAACUCGAAUGACAUGAACAUUGCUGAGGAUCCAUCCCCGCCUCUCUUCAAAGAAAGCUCUGUGCCACCAGCCACAUUGCAUCCCUCCAACGUAAAACUGCAUAGGAAGGAAAACACUGAAGAAUCUCAAACGCCUCUACCAACCAACAGCAGUGAGCAGCUUCACGAGGCAGCUGGUACCCCUGGCUCAAAAUCAGCAGCCCAGCCUAAUGUGCAUGAUCUCUUUGAGUCAAAUGAUAUUUUUGCUGACAGCAUAGCAUCUAAAGUGACCACGAGACCAAAGGCAAAGGUGGAAACGGAAAGCCUCAUGAGCCAGGUCCCUAAAGGUGGGGAAGGUUUGCCUGUUCCAUUGGCAUUGGAUGGUGCAAAUAGUGAAGGCCUCUUCCAGGCUGAAAAGCCCUCAAAGAAACCCGACCCAACUCCAUUCUUGGAGGAUGAAGAUGAUCUCUUUGCCACCAGUAAAAAAACUGUGAAGAGGAAAGAUCCAAAACCCAUUCCUCAGUUAGUCCAGGAUCCUUCCGUCCCAGAUAUUUUUGAGGUAAUAGAGAAACAUAGAAUUUUAGAGUUGGAAGAGACCUGCCAGUAUGUGAAUGUUGGAAUCUUGUUCCUUCGGGCCUGGACAUGGCUUCUUUUGUGCUCUGCUACUUUUGCUUAGCACAGGGAUGGGAAAUGUGCAUCUUCCAGAUGUUGAGCUCCAUUUCCCCGUCAUUCCUGACCAUUGGCCUUGUUGGGGCCAAUGGGAGUUGGAGUCAGACAACAUAGGGAAGACCACAGCCUCCCUGUUCCUGGCUCAGCAACUCUGUAAGCAUGGGCUUACAGUCCACUGCAUAAAUUCCUCUGAAAAUUAGAUAGCACGAGGGUGUGAUGUCAUAUUGUAGAAUGGGGAGGUGGUUAUGUUGUGAUUUGGAAAUCUUGAUUAACUCUGGAAAGCUGUAGGAAACAUAGGCAUGUUUAACUUCUUCAUUUCCAGUCUCCUCCUUUUACCUGGUCUCUCUGGGUUUUCUUUCCUGGGCCAGCCUUUGAAACACAAUGAUACUUUGGCAAAUCCUGAGUACAAUUCACCCAGUUCAUUUCCAUUUUUCCCCUCCACUGGAUGAUCUCAGUGAAGAGGCAGUUGCUUUAAUUAUCUAUCAAGCAUUUAUGUAGAUUUUGUUGUGGUGUGUAGUGUGCUUUAAAAUUCUUACACAUUCGGCAGAAGUUAUUAAUGGGCUGCUUUAUGUGUUACUGGAGUAGCAGGGAAGAGAAUUUAACUUGGCUAGAUUCUAUGUUGUACCACUGGCAUCUGUGUCAGGUAUCGCGCACAGAGGUAGCCUGAAAACUCCCACUUUUUAAUUUUGGAAUUAUUUUUCAAAUACAACAAAAAGAAACAUUGCCAACUCACAUCACACUUCUUUUUUAUUUAUUUUUAAAAAACCUUGCUGUGUAGCAUAUAAAGAAGUAACUUGCUCAUGUUGAUAGAAAUGUGUUGAUGCCAGAGAAAGAUAGGUACACUUUGCAAAUCUCACUGCAAAGGAGCUAUGCACAUUUUACCUUCAGCACCAGCUGAAGAUAUGCCUCUUUGCCCAGAUUUUUUUUUGGGGGGGGGGGGGGCUCAGUUGAUGAGGCCAGUUGCCAGUUAAUUGCCUGCUGUACUGUGAACAUUUAAGGAUUUUUAAAAUAUAUAUAUAUAUAUUGAUGUUUUAUGUCUUUUUACUGCGGUUUUUGCGAUUUUAGUAUUGAAUUGUUGUGUAUGAGUUGUUGUGCUGUGACUUGUGAUCUGCCCUAGGAUUAUUAAGCAAGGAGGGGUGGGAUAGAAAUUUGAUAAAUACCAUGAUUGCCUAUAGCAGGGGACUCCAACCUUAUUGGGUCCCAAGGUACAUUUGAAAAUUGAAGAAGUGGCACAGGCACUACAAAAGAAAAACUGGUAAUACUCAUUGCCUCCAACCCCAAACCAGGCAGAAUGAGAGCAGCUGUAUUCUGAAUUACCAGCCUCCAAGUAGCGAGAGUAGGGAAAUGUGGCUACACAAACUUGUCCUAUACUGAAACUUCUCUUAUUUUAUUCAAGGAUGAUAUAUUUGCAUCAGAAGCUCUUAAGCCGCCUGUCAAAGCAAAAUCAAAAGAGCUGGAAGUGAACCUGUUUGAUGAUGAUGUUGACAUCUUUGCUGAUCUUGCAGUAAAACCAAAAGAAAGGAGUGCCAAAAAGAAGAUGGAAUCUAAAUCUAUAUUUGAUGAGGAGAUAGGUAAGGAGUUAAUGUAAGCAAUUAGGUCUGUAAUAUGGUUACAAGUGCCAAGUGGUGGUUUUCAUAGGGUAGAGAAAAUUUAUUAUCUCCUCUGAAUGAGCAGUUUGCAUUGAAAGGAUAUCCUCCCAUUGUAAGAAAAUUCCCACUGCUUGUCUGUAGCUAUCCCAAUAAUCAGUCCCCAUCCCAGAUGAUGCUAUAUUUGCAUUUUGAAAAGCCUGCAUAAUGUGAAAGUGUGUUUUUUGUUAAUACACGGCAGAGGGGUGCUGUGUUUUCAAAUGCUCUGUUACUUCCAACAAAGUUUUGGUGUUAACAGUGUUUACAGAAUAGACUAAAAUGUGAAACAUCCAAAGUAUCUCAGUACUUGGCUCAAACGCUUUUGGCACAGUCAGCAGCUCCUGUAUCUGUCAUUACUGACCCACUAAAUUCCAUGAGCAGGUUCAGUGUUGCUUCCCGGGCAAUAGCUACUAACCUUGUUUUGUAUCUGGUUAAAUUCACACCAGUCACAAAACCUAUUAUUUGACUUUCACAACUCCAUUUGAACCGUAAUAAUUUCCUUCUCAUUCUCUAGAGGUUUGGGGGUAUCCAUAGUUAGGAUGGCAGAAAAAAAUAAAUACAGCAAAUAUGUACAUACUUGAUAUUUUGUUGUUUUUUAUAUAGCUAGAGACACUAUCCAAAAAUAGAAAAUAGAGAAGCAAAUGGAGACAAAACUAAAUGGGCAAAUAUGAUGCAAUUAUUUCUGCUACACAUUUAGUUACAGUAGGAAAUUACAUCUGGAAUGGUCUAAAGGCUUUGUGAGUUUUGAGGAGGGAUUUGACGUAAAUAAGGGUGAAAUUCCAUAGAGACUAUCUGGAAGACAGUUUAAGGCCUAAGGGACAGGAUGGGAGAAACGGCAGUUGUUUCAAGGAACAAGAAUCUUAUGGAAACUAAAGUUCCGCCUUUUAAUAGGAAAAGAUUACUAUCUUCCCAUGUAAUGUGCACUGAUGAGUAUCUUUCAAGAUCAUUAAAAUGGCAAGAGACAGAAUAUUGUCUAGUUAAUACUUGAGGCAGGUCAUGUAAUUUUUGAGUCUGAGAUAAUCUGAGCAGGAGCUGGGACUUUUCCAUGACCAUUGCCUUUAAAACAAUUCAGCAAUGGGCGGAAAAGCGUGGUGGUGAAAGGUGACAAAACACACAAAACUAGUAGUGUCUGUCUCCCUUUUAAAAUGGAAGCCAGCAAUAUCAAUUUGGCAAAACUUUAGAAGUCAUUGGCAAUAUAAACCAGGUUCAUCACACUUGCACACAGACAACAUUCUCAGCCAAAUGUAGCUUUUUUUUACCAUUGGCAGUAAUUGUGUAUUUCCAUUUCCCAUUCUCUCUCUCUCUCUCUCUCUCUCUGUGUGUGUGUGUGUGUGUGUGUGUCUUUAGAUGAUAUCUUCUCACCUAGUAGUCAAUCCAAGACAACCAUCAAGAAGGCCCAGUCCUUUCAGGCAGCUUCAGGAACUAAAUCCGAAAUCAGAACAUCAAGUACAUUUGAAGACCCGCUCAAUGUAUUUGAAGGUCAAUGAAAAUGUAGCCGUUGACUCUUCUGUAGCACUCUUAUCCUGCCCAGUACUAAUUCCCUUGCUUUCCGAUUAAACUCCUGGUAUGACGGAGCUGUUCAGGCUCGCAUCUAAAUAUUUCUCCUUCCAGGGCAUCAAAAGAAACAUAGUGUUCCAAAAAUAAUUUCAGUACCCUGUAGCACUUCUGUUCCAGUUCAGUAGCUUAUACAUUGACCUGCUAAUGUAAUCUUUUGUACAGAGUAUAGAUUUUAUUAAUCAGAACUGUCAAAAUAAAUCUGAUAUUGAU